Messenger RNA from Aspergillus chevalieri, 1296 nucleotides. Its product is annotated as putative aminotransferase. Gene Ontology annotation, biological process: amino acid metabolic process; biosynthetic process. Gene Ontology annotation, molecular function: transaminase activity; pyridoxal phosphate binding. The coding region runs from base 1 to 1296 and encodes 431 amino acids. The record is from RefSeq and is a predicted model, not a curated record. The transcript has a single exon. NCBI's taxonomy places the organism in Eukaryota, Fungi, Ascomycota, Eurotiomycetes, Eurotiales, Aspergillaceae.
AUGACUGAGUCAAACAUAUCGCAGCGAGCCGGCCAGGCCGCCGAAUCAGCAAAACAAGUCCCGUGGGAUGUUAUGUCCGAUACAUGGUCUCCCACCACAAACCCCAACGGCUAUGUCAACGUCGGCGUCGCGGAGAACAUGCUGAUGCAUGAUACACUGCUGGAGUAUAUCAACACAAAACUUAGUCUGCCGGCUAAAUACCUCACUUACAACGAUGGCGCGACGGGGUCAGAUCGGCUCCGACGGGCUAUCGCGGGUUUCCUGAAUAAGCAUUUUCAACCGGCCCAUCCUGUGGUUAGCGAUCAUCUAGCUGUGACGAAUGGUGUUUCCUCGGCUAUUGAGCAUGUCUCAUGGGCAUUUGCGGAUCCGGGCGAGGGAAUUCUCCUGGGAAGACCGUACUACGGUACAUUUAUCCCUGACAUGUCGCUCCGGCCAAGUACGGCUGUUAUACCCGUUGAGUUUCAAGACUGCGACCCCUUCAGCCUCGAAGCUGUGGAUCGAUACGAGCAAGCAUUGCUCAACUUCCAGAAUAAGUCCGGUCGACGAGUUCGCGCGCUGAUGCUCUGUCAUCCGCAUAACCCGCUCGGACGCUGCUACCCCCGCGAGACAUUGAUUAAGCUGAUGCGGCUAUGUCAAAAGUAUCAGAUGCAUUUUGUCAGCGAUGAGAUCUAUGCGCUUUCCAUGUGGGAAAAUACAGUCGACGAGUUGAAGAUUCCUCCCGUGCGGUUCGAGUCUGCUCUUUCGAUUGACGCUACCGGCAUCAUCAACCCGGGCCUUGUGCAUGUGUUGUGGGGCAUGAGCAAGGACUUUGGAGCGAAUGGCUUGCGAUUGGGCGUGAUUAUCUCACAGAACAAUGCGGACCUUCACAUGGCACUAAAGGGUGUAACGUUGUACAGCUAUUCCUCCUCUGUCUCGGACCACCUUGCUUCCAUUAUCUUAGAAGACCAUGACUUCACUGGCCGCUACAUCCAGCAAAAUCGACAGAAACUCUCCGAAUCAUACGCAUUCGCUGUCCAACUACUCAAAAGCAAUGGCAUCGAGCACGCUGCCGGUGGAAACGCCGCUUUCUUCCUCUGGAUUAAUCUGGGCCGGAAAUAUCGCGAUGUACACCCGGAUGAUCCUGAAGACUCCGAUGUUAGUGAUAAAGUAAUGAAAGCUCUUAUGAAGAAGAAGGUGUUUGUGUCGAGUGGGGCGUUGUUUGGGUCGGAGCAUAGCGGGUGGUUCCGGCUUGUGUUCUCGCAGCCAAGGGAAUAUAUCGAGGAGGCUUUGCGGAGGAUUAUGUUGGCUAUGGAAUGA